UGUACAUUAGUUUUUAUAAUCUUGUACGAUCAGACUCGGUAUACGAUGAAGUAUUGUCACAGUAAAGGGGUUUUGUGUCUAAAAUUAACGGAUAAUCGACAGUGCCUCCAAUAUAGAACAGAAAUAGCUCAGGACUUAAAGAAAAUGGAAAAAUUCAUAGGCAAUCUCAUGAGACACAUGGCAUCGAAAGACAUUUAAAUAAGAUUUGUAUGUAGGAAGACAUUUAUCAUGGAGACUAAAACGUACUAUUUUUAUUCAACAAUAUUUUCUUCUCGCCUCACAUGAUCCAAUGAUCCACAGAUAUCAAUUUUAAUUAAGGUAUGAACGUUAUCAUACAAGUGCAUAUAAAACUGUUUUGCUUUGUAUUACAAUUUUACGAUUAUUUUGGGUGGCUCCGUUGCCUCCUCGUUAACGUUCUGAAACAAUCAAAUUCAUCGUGUACAUUAAAUUAAUAUACUAUCGAUACUAUCAAAUUUUGUAAUAUAGAGAA
This is a messenger RNA of Cyphomyrmex costatus, 490 nucleotides long. RefSeq names its product signal recognition particle 9 (gene Srp9). The record is from RefSeq and is a predicted model, not a curated record. Lineage: Eukaryota; Metazoa; Arthropoda; Insecta; Hymenoptera; Formicidae. Gene Ontology annotation, biological process: SRP-dependent cotranslational protein targeting to membrane; negative regulation of translational elongation. Gene Ontology annotation, cellular component: signal recognition particle, endoplasmic reticulum targeting. Gene Ontology annotation, molecular function: 7S RNA binding. The transcript has 3 exons. The annotation marks the transcript as partial.